Messenger RNA from Solea senegalensis (Senegalese sole), 1779 nucleotides. Its product is annotated as core histone macro-H2A.2. The record is from RefSeq and is a predicted model, not a curated record. The transcript is spliced from 9 exons. Gene Ontology annotation, cellular component: nucleosome. The coding region runs from base 219 to 1331 and encodes 370 amino acids. Gene Ontology annotation, molecular function: DNA binding; structural constituent of chromatin; protein heterodimerization activity. Gene Ontology annotation, biological process: nucleosome assembly. NCBI's taxonomy places the organism in Eukaryota, Metazoa, Chordata, Actinopteri, Pleuronectiformes, Soleidae.
UCUGUAUGCAUGUGUGUGUGUGUGUGUGUGUGUGGGGUUUUUUCUAUUUUUUCCUCAGGUUGUGAAGCAGGAUUACGCACACGAGCAGCACAUACACCGAACCUGAAGCACCGUCCGCGCCGCCUGAGUUCCGUGCAGCAGCAGCAGAAGCAGCGGCGGCAGCAGCAGAGGCUGAGGGUUCGAUUCCUGUCUGUCUGCGGAGGAGAAAACAGAGGAAAAUGUCAGCCAGAGGAGGAAAGAAGAAGGCCACUAAGCUGUCCCGCUCUUCCCGGGCAGGCGUCAUCUUUCCUGUGGGUAGGAUGAUGAGGUACCUGAGAACAGGCACGCACAAAUACCGCAUCGGCAUGGGGGCGCCGGUCUACAUGGCCGCUGUCAUUGAGUACCUGGCAGCUGAGAUCUUGGAGUUGGCGGGAAACGCAGCUCGGGACAACAAGAAAGGCCGAAUAACUCCCCGGCACAUCAAACUAGCUGUGGCUAACGACGAGGAGCUCAACCAGCUUCUGCGGGGCGUGACCAUCUCAAAUGGCGGAGUUCUGCCCCGCAUCCACCCGGAGCUGCUCUCAAAGAAGCGGGGAGGACGCGUGAAGGUGGACAGCCAGUCGUCCGUCCCCGAGAAGCAGGAGGAGGUCUCAAAGCGUAAGAAGCCCGUCAAAACCUUCAAGAAGGUCAAAGGCAAACGAGGACGAAAGCCAAAGAGCACAGACAACGACAAAGACUCAGUACCAAACUCCACGGCUGAGGACGGUCCAGGAGACGGAUUCACCAUCCUCUCUGCAAAGAGUCUGUUCCUUGGACAAAAGCUUUCACUAACAGAGAGUGAAAUCAGCAAGAUCGGAACAAUCAAGGUGGAGGGGAUCAUAAACCCGACCAAUGCAGAGAUGGACCUUAAAGACGGAGUCGGGAACGCUCUGGAGAAGGCCGGAGGUCGGGAGUUCCUGGACGCAGUGAAGGAGCUGCGGAAAGCACAGGGACCUCUAGAGGUGGCGUCAGUGGCGGUGAGUCAGGCCAGUGGGAUGGCAGCUCGCUUCAUCAUCCACUGUAACGUCCCUCAGUGGGGUUCAGAGAAGUGUGAGGACCAGCUGGAGAAGACGGUGAAGAACUGUCUGUCAGCAGCAGAAGAGAAGAAGCUCAAGUCUGUCGCGUUCCCUUCACUUCCUGCUGGACGGAACGGAUUCCCAAAGCAAACGGCCGCGCAGCUCAUCCUCAAGGCCAUCUCCAACCACUUUGUGUCGUCCGCCAGCUCCUCCCUGAAAAACAUUUACUUUGUUCUGUUUGACAGCGAGAGCAUCGGGAUUUACCUGCAGGAAAUGGCCAAGCUGGACGCCAAGUGAGGACCCCGCCCGUGUGUGUGUGUGUGUGUGUGCGUGUGUGUGUGAGUGUGUGUGUAGUCUGCCAUGUUUUUACUUUCUCAGUGUUGUUUGUUGUAGACACGACGACAGUAGGGUUUUUGGUUAAAGAGAAAAAAAAAUAAAAAUAAUAAUAAUAAUAAAGAAAUAAAGAAAAACAAAGAAAAAAAAGCUGUUAUUUGUGAGUGUCGUUGACGUUUAUGUCCCGCUGUCCCUUCACCAGAUGAAUUCUUUAUAGAUUAGAUCAUUUGCUGUUUUCUCUGAUGUUUUUACAUUCCAUGUACAAAUAUAACAGUUUUAGUUUUUCCUCUCUGGCUGCUGUAGUUUCUGAUGCAGUUAGUUUACUAAGAAAUAAAAAAAGAAAAAAGAAAGGAAAAAACUGUGGUUCUCAUUUUUUUUGCUUUGAAAUAAAGACCCAGAUGUUUUUACACCA